AUGAUCCAGCGAGCACAAGUCCCAACUGUUAACCAGGGGCGAUCUGGUCUACCGCCGGGGAUCGCCUCGGGUCCUUCCAGACGUGAACAGAUCUUCUCAUCAUACUUCAACGUAUUCUUUCCGGUUCAGGCCGAUGCAAAGUCCAGUGUGGAUCUCUGGUACUAUCUGGCGUCCAACUUCUCCGCGAUUCCCAGGAAAAGCGAGAUGUUGGAAAAGUCCCUGGCCGCAUUGGCAUGUGCCUGGCUGGGGAAACAGAAUAAAGAUGCCGGACUACUCAAAUAUGGUGUUCAACUUUACAAUUCAGCCAUUAAGCAAAUGGGGAGCAUGAUUACCCGUGAUGUUUAUUCUGAUGACAUCAUAUAUUGCACCGUCCUCUUUCAGGAAAUCGAGACAUAUUACUGUCCAACCAAUCUUCACGCAUGGAUCGCCCACAUCGUGGGGACCAAUGCGAUCCUUAACCAUUACCGUCAUCGGCUAGGCCAAAGCCCACUGGUUCACACCAUAUAUCACGAAUAUCAGAAGCAGCGUCUGGUAAUGUCCGCCCAAGGAAUUAACAUCAACCAAGAAGAAUUCGACUACAUCACCCAGCCAAGUGAAGGCAACCCAACUGUGGAACUGCUUCGCCUUUACGCUAAUUUCGCGCCAAUAUCCAAUGCAGUGAGGAUGGCUAGGCCCCCGAAUCACAAAAUCUGUCGCAUGCUGCUUCGUAAAUGCCUCGCACAUCGGGAGAAGGUGACAGAGUGGUAUGCCAAAAAUGUCAGGCGGGGCCCGGAGGAAUGCGCUCCAGGAGAGGUUUUAACCACACGAAUUCCUCCGACAGACGACCUAUUUGGUACCGCAUACCGAUUCCACUCCCUUGACAGUGGGAAAAUUCAUAUCAUGUAUUGGACAUUGCUUAGUAUCAUGCAUGUGGUGAUCUCUCGGGCCCGGAACCUUGUUUACGUCUACUAUAUUGAUCCAUUCACGCCGGACAUUGAUGAUCAGUUUGGCGACCAGGAUUAUUUGAUCUCGAGCUACUGGGGCGAUCAGAUUGCCCGAGCUAUGCCCUACCAUGCACAAGAUGAUAAGAAGGCAUGGGGAAUUCACUCGGCCACGUUUUCUCUUUGUCAGGCUUGCAAGUCUGCAGCUGUAGAUUCUGGAAACCGAAAGAAAUUUGAUUGGUGUCAGAGCGUUUUUCGUGCAUUUGGAGAGGCCGGGUUCGAAUCUUGCUUUCGCCUUUGUGAAGUCUUCACAGGAUUGUGGAUGAUGCACCAGGCUCAUCAAGCAGGCAUUACAGUAACUUCACCUUCGGGUGAGCUGCAAGCCGGCACUCCAGAGUCAGUACGGAAACAACAUCAAGUCGUGGGUGGGGUUUCCGCUGUCCCAAAUUUACUAGAUCAGGUCGUCCAGCGGGAUGCUAAUCCAUAA
Molecule: messenger RNA, 1407 nt
Organism: Penicillium waksmanii
Lineage: Eukaryota; Fungi; Ascomycota; Eurotiomycetes; Eurotiales; Aspergillaceae
Exons: 3
Coding region: 1-1407 (468 amino acids)
Source: RefSeq, a predicted model, not a curated record